GUUUUGAUAUUUUUGGAAUGAAAAUUGGAUGGAAAAGGGUUUGUUUUGGUGACUGCUCUUGUGGUAUUGCCUAUAACCUGGCUAAGAAAAUUAAGGGGUGUUGGCAUAUGUUUUUUUGCUGGUUGGGUAAUUGCAUCAGUGAUUCUGUUCUUGGCUAUAUCUUGAGCUGGUGCUUUUGAUGGAAUUGGAUUCCAUGAGAAAGGGAAACUCUGGAAGUAGAAUGGGUUUCCAGUUGCCAUAAGCUUGUUUACUUUUUGUUAUUAUGGUCAUGUUGGAAUUCCAUAAAUGAUAAGUCCCAGUUUCCAAAGGUUAGUAUUUGGUUUUAUAUUGCAAUAUUCAUACCAAAGUACAUUAAAGACGUUAUAUACUUUACAAAAAGACAAGCAUGUUUUGAGAAAUAGUGACAAUGGAAAGGUAGAAAUUAAGACUUUUUAAUUAUCGGGUGCUUCUAUAUCAAAACAGAUUUCCACAUCAAAUAGAUUUAACUUCAUCAAAAUAACAAAAUUUAUCAUAGAUUAUCAGAUUAUCACAAGACACAAAAUUCACAAUCAUAGAUAAUCAACAAUGGACAGUUAUCGGUUAUAGAGAAAUAGAGAAUCAAAGGAAGAACAUGCCUUUCAAGAUUCAUGAAUCACCAAAUCAGUUGAGUUCUUGAAACUUGAUAGACUUUCAGAAUGAAUAAUCAACAAUCUUUUUUUUUGAUUUUUCAAUAAUCAAUAAUCGAUAAGAGCCAGGAAGAAGAAUCAGAGAAUCAAACAGGUAGUGGUUUUUGCGGCUUAAGGAGAAUGGAGAAUGAAAUCAGAGGACAGAGAAUGGCUUCCGUGGAUAAUGGUUUAUGCGGUUCUGCUGAUGUGCGCGAAUGGAGAAUCCGGAUCGAGAUCCCCUAAUUGAAAUUUGGGUUAUGUGGUGCCCUUUGAUUUGGGGGCUUAGUUUCAUUCUAUGUAAGUCUGGCCCUGAAGUUGUACUUUCCCAUGGAAACCUGAUUGCCAAUGUUGCUGGUGGAAGUCUUGAAAUUAAGUCCUAUCCAUCGGAUUUGUCCAACCAGAUCAUAUCAUGGACCCCAAUCACACUAGUGAAACUAGACCCAAAAGAUGCUGUAUCAUUUUCAAAACUUAUUACUCAGGGAAGUAACAACCAUUCACCCUUCUGUUUUCAUCCACCAAAACCAGAUGAUGUUGUUACAAGUGGACACCAAAGGGAUGAGCAUCGGAACCGGGUACCCGCUUUUGGAACCGGAACCGCCUUGGAACUGUCGGUUCUGGAACUGGAACUGCCUUAA
This is a messenger RNA of Lactuca saligna, 1279 nucleotides long. NCBI's taxonomy places the organism in Eukaryota, Viridiplantae, Streptophyta, Magnoliopsida, Asterales, Asteraceae. The record is from the annotation of a GenBank genome assembly.